This is a messenger RNA of Camelina sativa (false flax), 2459 nucleotides long. The record is from RefSeq and is a predicted model, not a curated record. Lineage: Eukaryota; Viridiplantae; Streptophyta; Magnoliopsida; Brassicales; Brassicaceae.
AUGAAAAAUAAUACUCCUACCGAGGAUUCAACAAAAUGGAUGUUAGAGAGUGUAGAGAUCGAUCCAAUGGGUGAAGGUUCGUCUAAAGGACCCGACAUUAACCUCAACAAGAACGAAGGUUUUCUUAAGAAGAACGCGUCAAGAAAUUUUGGUGCAUCGAUAAUCCGAUCGUUGAGCGUUUCAAACUGGAGAAAGAGCGGUAAUCUCGGGUCUCCGAGCACAAGGAAAAGCGGGAACCUAGGGCCUCCGACCAAUGCGUUGCCCAAGAAGACAGGUCCACAAAGAGUGGAGAGGACAACAUCUAGCGCCGCUAGGGGACUUCAGAGCUUGCGGUUCCUUGAUCGGACGGUCACCGGACGGGAACGUGACGCAUGGAAAUCGAUUGAGAACCGGUUUAAUCAGUUCUCUGUUGACGGCAAGUUGCCCAAAGAGAAGUUCGGCGUCUGCAUUGGAAUGGGAGACACGAUGGAGUUUGCGGCAGAAGUUUAUGAGGCAUUGGGACGGAGAAGACAAAUAGAGACUGAAAACGGUAUUGACAAAGAACAACUGAAGCUGUUUUGGGAAGACAUGAUCAAGAAAGACCUUGAUUGUCGUCUUCAGAUUUUCUUCGACAUGUGUGACAAGAAUGGAGAUGGUAAGCUCACGGAAGAGGAAGUGAAAGAAGUCAUAGUCUUGAGCGCCUCCGCGAACCGCCUUGGGAAUUUGAAAAAGAACGCUGCGGCUUAUGCGUCUUUGAUCAUGGAAGAACUCGACCCUGAUCACAAGGGAUACAUAGAGAUGUGGCAGUUAGAAAUACUAUUAACAGGAAUGGUGACAAAUGCUGAUGCUGAUAAGAUGAAGAAAUCGCAAACUCUGACACGCGCGAUGAUCCCAGAGCGGUUAAGCUCGUGCUCCUACGACGUGUUCUUGACGUACGCGGGAUCUGCCUUGGGAAAUACGCAACCGAGUUAUCUAGGUUUAAUGACGACUUCAGUGUCGAUCACGGGAGUUUUAAUGAUUUUCUUCAUGGGAUUCUCAUUUACGCUAGCGAUGCAUUACUUUAGAAGGAACAUAGUGAAAUUGCCUAAACCGUUUAGCGUUCUUGCUGGUUUUAAUGCGUUUUGGUAUGCUCAUCAUUUGUUGGUUCUUGCUUAUGUUUUUCUCAUCAUCCAUGGUUACAUCCUUAUCAUCGAGAAGCCUUGGUACCAAAAGACGACAUGGAUGUAUGUGGCCGUACCGAUGCUGUUCUACGCGAGUGAGAGGCUUUUCUCACGUCUCCUACAAGAACACAGCCACCGUGUCAACGUUAUUAAGGCUAUUGUAUAUUCGGGCAACGUUCUUGCACUUUACGUGACCAAACCUCCCGGGUUCAAAUACAAAAGUGGCAUGUACAUGUUUGUCAAGUGUCCUGACCUGUCAAAGUUUGAAUGGCAUCCAUUCUCCAUCACUUCCGCACCAGGGGAUGAUUAUCUAAGUGUUCACAUAAGAGCCUUAGGAGAUUGGACUACUGAACUUAGGAGCAGAUUUGCAAAGACAUGCGAACCACCCACUCAACCAGCAGCUAAACCUAAACCAAACAGUCUUAUGAGGAUGGAAACAAGAGCAGCGGGUGUGAAUCCUCACAUUGAAGAAUCACAAGUCUUAUUCCCUAAAAUUUUCAUCAAAGGACCGUAUGGAGCUCCCGCGCAAAACUAUCAAAAGUUCGACAUCCUCUUACUAGUUGGACUAGGGAUUGGGGCAACUCCAUUCAUUAGCAUUUUGAAAGACAUGUUAAACCAUCUAAAACCUGGGAUUCCCAAAAGUGGGCAAAAGUACGAAGAAAGUGUAGGAGGAGCAAGUGUAGGAGGUGAUAGUGUUAGUGGUGGAGGAGGCAAAAAGUUUCCACAAAGAGCAUAUUUUUUUUGGGUGACAAGAGAACAAGCUUCCUUUGAUUGGUUCAAGGGAGUUAUGGAUGACAUUGCCGAAUAUGAUAAAACCCAUGUGAUAGAAAUGCAUAACUACUUAACAAGCAUGUACGAAGCGGGAGAUGCAAGAUCUGCCUUGAUUGCAAUGGUUCAGAAACUUCAACAUGCCAAGAACGGUGUUGAUAUCGUCUCUGAAAGCCGAAUACGAACACAUUUCGCAAGACCUAAUUGGAGGAAAGUUUUUUCUGAAUUGUCAAGCAAACACGAAGCUUGUCGAAUAGGUGUAUUUUACUGCGGAAGCCCAACACUGGUCCGACCACUUCGAGAACUUUGUCAGGAGUUUAGUCUCGAGUCAUCCACUCGUUUUACUUUCCACAAGGAAAACUUCUAACAAAAUAAUCUUGAAAAAACAGAUUUUGCUUAUCCUCAAUCAAAUUGGGAGUAAAUUAAAGACCAUAUAUGCAGGAUGUAAUUAGUUGGUGAGAAAUGUAAAGUAAUUAACGAAGUGAAAAAAUGUAUAGUAACAUUUUAAUUAAGAAAAUCUUAAGUAUUGUUUAUUUUGAUCCAUUUGCUUUG